Molecule: messenger RNA, 3314 nt
Organism: Cottoperca gobio
Lineage: Eukaryota; Metazoa; Chordata; Actinopteri; Perciformes; Bovichtidae
Gene: septin4b
Product: septin 4b
Exons: 12
Coding region: 77-1642 (521 amino acids)
Molecular function (GO): GTP binding
Source: RefSeq, a predicted model, not a curated record
UCUGUCUUGCCUGAACACAUUUACUCCUCUUGUCAUACCGCUCCCAUCUCUUGAACCUCAUGAACCUAAUUUCCACAUGUGUGCUCCCUUCCGGUUGGAGAUUGCAGAGUGCACUUUUGCUCCAGUCGCAAUGGAGGACAGUGACCACGAGGCUCACUCUUCAUCAGAGGAGCAUAACUCCUGCCCUGCCUCCCCUAAUCACAGCAGGGACCAUGAUCCUGAACAGCAUUCAAGCCAUUCAGACGACUCAGAGGUGGAGAACAUUAUGCAAGACCCUCACCACCAAGGAGGGCAUGGCCACCAUGACCACACGCACCACCACCAUCAUGAGCCUCAUGAUGCAGACAGGGAAGCUGAGGGCGAAGACCGCCCCCAUACCCCAUCAUAUUUGCGUCACCCUGUGGCAGGCAGGGCGCAGUCGGAUUCAGGUUCAGAGCCAAGUUUACCGGUGAAAAAAAGUGUGGAGUUUGACUUGCCGUGCCCCACCAGUCCCACCAGUCCCACCAGGCCCAAGAGUCCCUGGGCUCGAUUUGACCCGUACGAGAAUAAUAAGGACCAGGACAAGGAAUACGUGGGUUUUGCGACGCUGCCAAACCAGGUGCACCGCAAGUCAGUGAAGAAGGGAUUUGACUUCACGCUCAUGGUGGCAGGGGAGUCUGGCCUGGGAAAGUCCACCCUGGUCAACAGUCUCUUUCUCACAGAUCUUUACAAAGAUAGGAAGUUGCUCAAUGCUGAAGAGCGAAUCACACAGACGGUAGAAAUCACUAAACACACAGUGGAUAUAGAAGAGAAAGGUGUCAAACUGAAGCUCACCAUCGUGGACACGCCAGGGUUUGGGGAUGCUGUAAACAACACUGAAUGCUGGAAGUCAGUGGCCGACUACAUCGACCAGCAGUUUGAGCAGUACUUCAGGGAUGAGAGUGGCCUCAACCGCAAGAACAUCCAGGACAACCGUGUGCACUGCUGCCUCUAUUUCAUCUCGCCCUUUGGUCAUGGGCUCCGGCCUUUGGAUGUGGAAUUUAUGAAAGCUCUACAUGAGAAGGUUAACAUCGUCCCCAUCUUGGCCAAAGCAGACACACUCACCCCUAGUGAGGUCAAGAAAAAGAAACUCAAGAUCCGAGAGGAGAUUGAGCAGUAUGGUAUCAAGAUAUACCAGUUCCCCGACUGUGACUCUGACGAAGAUGAGGACUUUAAGCAGCAGGACCAUCAGCUGAAGGAAAGCAUUCCCUUCGCAGUGAUUGGCAGCAACACUGUUGUGGAGGCCAAAGGAAAGAGGGUGCGAGGUCGUCUCUAUCCCUGGGGCAUCGUAGAGGUGGAGAACUCUGCACACUGUGACUUCGUGAAGCUGAGGAACAUGCUCGUUCGCACACAUAUGCAAGAUCUGAAGGACGUGACCCGGGAGACUCACUACGAGAACUACAGAGCCCAUUGCAUCCAGAGCAUGACCCGCAUGGUGGUGAAGGAACGCAACCGCAAUAAACUCACCAGAGAGAGCGGCACAGACUUUCCCAUCCCUGUGGUGCCCGGAGUGGCGGACGAGACAGAAAAGCUCAUCCGAGAGAAAGAUGAGGAGUUGCGGCGGAUGCAGAAGAUGCUGCAGAGGAUCCAGGAUCAAAUGCACAAUCAGAAAGAAGGCUAUUAACACAGGACAGCACCGUGUCUCUCUGUAACUGGGAUUAAAAGAAGAAAAAACACCCAGGAAACCUUUAUUCCUCUCUAGAACAUUGACAUCCCUCUGUGUCCACCUAACCACCACUCAACCUCAUCAACAGCACGUUACACUUGGAUCAGGGAGGAGGUGGUAAGAUGUUGUGACGCAGCUUCCCUUUAUCCUCUCUGACAUUACCACUGCUGCAGACACUCGGCCGUCCACUCCUCUGUUUUCUGUUCUGUCAUCACUUCAUUUUAAAAACAGAUUAGUUGUUUGUUUGAAUAACCUUUAAUGGUAAGGAGGGUGGAAUAGCAGCGUAUGUUGCGAUCUGAUUUUUCAAAUAUUUUGUGACUUUAUUUAGCCACAUGAUCACAGGGUUGUUUUGUUUUUAUUUUAUUUUUUUACAUGAGGUCUUUUUUUUUUAUGCACACUUUUCUGGUGCAAGUGUUCUAUUUUUAUUAUCUCUAUAGGUCAACAUGCAUACUGUUAAUAAUGUAAUUUUCUAUAUUACACUCAUUAACAUUUGUUCUACUGUUUUUCAUCUGUUAUGAGUUCCUGGUUUUAUUUGAACUUCACUGCUUGACAUUAUGUAUGGUUGAUAGUUGUAUGUGGAUUUAUCUUCAGCCGAGGUUCCCGCUUAAUGCGAGGAUUGUGGAGCUUCAUCUACAGUUUGUUUUAUCAGUGUCUGCAUGUUUAUCAUACUUGCCACCUCUGCUGCCUGGCAUCAUGGAUGCUCAAUGUUGGCCAGUCUUAACUCACAGCAAUGCUUACUGAUCGCCAUAUCAACGUUUAGAAUAUUCUCACUUUUUACAUGACAAAGUUGUUAUUAUUAUUUGGUGAACUCCCCCAACACAAACAGAGUUGUUUCAAAGUUAGUUCCUCGUGGCUAAUCCACCAACAACUUUGAGAAGACGAGACUCUCUGAUCUGCAUGAGGUGAGCGUCCAAGAAAAAGGGCCAUGCAGUGUAUUUAUUUUUGCAUGUGUUGUGUGAAGGUUUCUCUGAUUUGCAGAUCAAUUUAGUGAUCACAAGGUUAUUUAUGGGCAAUGAAAAAAUGUAUCUAACUGUUGGGGAAAAUAUAUUGAGAGGAAGUGGAUUUUUUUAUUUUAUUUUGGUAUAAUUAUGUCCUUAAGGGAUCUCAUGUGUUGGAUGUGUUCUAACCUUAAUGUUUAUCUUAUAACCAAAGCCAACAAAGACAAACUUAGAUUUGUUUCAAAGUGUGAAUUUUGUUUUGUAUUGACAACAAGAAUAUGACUUAUCAAAGAGUAAUGAACAACAUUAUCGGAUGAACUUGAUUCUCUUGCUAAUUGUUUCUGUUUCAAGUAGAAACCUUUUUUUUUUUUUGGAAAUUAGACGACUGCCACGUUGUGUGACCUUUAUGUAACAUUCCUCAAGCUUCUGUCCCAGAGUCAUGUGUUGCUUUUGUUUCUGAAUUUGUUUUAUAAUAAAUUUGUCUUUUGUUAUUCUACCUUUUGGAGUAUAUUUAUGUAAUACAUUUAUAAAUGAAAUGCGGAUGGAGAAGACCAUAUGUACACAUUCUAAUAUUGUAAUAAAAUAUGAAUAUAAUUUCAUAUCUCCAUUAGACAUUGGGUUUUGCUUUUAUGUUGUGAAAAUGUAAGCAGAAUUGAAUAUGGCUUGAUUUUAAUAAAUGAGUUUACCUGUAA